Penicillium malachiteum is the source of this 1656-nucleotide messenger RNA. RefSeq lists its product as uncharacterized. Gene Ontology annotation, molecular function: transmembrane transporter activity. The record is from RefSeq and is a predicted model, not a curated record. Gene Ontology annotation, cellular component: membrane. The transcript has 3 exons. Lineage: Eukaryota; Fungi; Ascomycota; Eurotiomycetes; Eurotiales; Aspergillaceae. Bases 1 to 1656 code for a protein of 551 amino acids. Gene Ontology annotation, biological process: transmembrane transport.
AUGGGCGAGCUAACUAUGGCCAACGAGGCUAAUAUCAACGAGCUUCGAAAUCGUCGUGAUUCACGUCAGGUUGAGAUCACCGGACCAGAUGGCCAACAUAAGAGGAUCGCUGUCGCAGAUAUGACUGAAGCCGAUAAUGAGCUUGCGGUGAAGUUUGGUUACAACCCGGUAUUCAAACGUGAGUUUGGAUACCUGGCAACUUUCUCAUUUGCAGUCAGUAUCAGUGGUGUGUUCGCAACUAUCAUGACCACUUUGUCCUAUCCCUUGGAAGCGGGUGGCAGCAGUUCAGUGGUCUGGUCUUGGGCUAUCUCUGGUGCUGGCUGUAUGUGCAUCGCGUGCUCUGUCGCUGAAUUGGUUUCUGCGUACCCCACCUCUGGUGGAUUAUACUUCACGAUCUCUCGUAUGGCGCCUUCUAAAUGGGUUCCCUCUAUCAGUUGGCUUACUGGUUGGCUCAAUCUCUUGGGUCAAGUCGCCGGUGUCGCUUCAUCUGAGUAUGGUGCCGCCCAAAUGCUUUUGGCUGCUGUAUCUAUGAGUCGGGACUUUAACUACACCAUCACCACCGAUACUACUGUCGGAGUUAUGGCUGCUUUGACUGUUCUUACUGGUGUUGUCAACUCCUUGUCAACUUACUGGAUGGAGAAAAUGACCAAGUUCUACGUGAUCUUCCACAUUGCGGUGCUUGUGGCAUGUGCUAUCGCCCUGCUGGUGUUGACCAAGGACAAACAUGAUGCGAACUAUGUCUUCACUAAUGUGGAAUCUAGCACUGGUUGGACCCCCAUCGGCUUCAGCUGGCUCUUUGGUUUCCUUUCUGUCAGUUGGACCAUGACUGACUACGAUGCGACUGCCCAUAUCACCGAAGAGAUGAGCGAGCCCGAGAAGAAGGCUCCCUGGGCUAUCUCUAUGGCUAUGCUUUUCACUUACGUUGCUGGCUUUUUGUUCAACAUCGUUCUUUGCUUCUGCAUGGGUGACCCAACUUCCAUUCUCAGUUCCGCGAUGGAACAGCCCGUUGCUCAGAUUUUCUACAACAGCCUUGGUAAGGGUGGUGGCAUGUUCUUCACCAUUGCGGGUCUUCUUAUCAUCAAGUUUGUCACAUUCACUGCUAUGCAGUCCCUUGGUCGUACUGUCUUCGCCUUUUCCCGAGACCGUAUGCUGCCAUUCUCCAAUGUUUGGACCAAGGUUUCACCCUGGACUGGAACACCUUUGUACGCCGUCUGGAUUUCCGUUUUCUUCUGCAUCGCGAUCAACCUGAUUGGUCUCGGUUCUUACACUGCCAUUGAUGGUAUCUUCACUCUAUGCUCCAUUGCCUUGGACUGGAGUUACUGCAUUCCCAUUCUCUGCAAGUUAUUUUUCGGAAACUUUCAGCCUGGCCCCUGGCACAUGGGACCUCUGAGUCCCUUCGUCAACGCUUGGGCUUGCUUGUGGACAUUGUUUGUCAGCGUUAUCUUCGUCUUGCCAACUGAUCGUCCGGUUACACCUGAGAACAUGAACUACUCAUCUGUUUAUGUCGCAGCAGUCUUGCUCUUCUCGUUGGUAUACUGGUACCUCCGUGGCAAGGCUGUAUACACCGGUCCAGUUACCGAGGCCGUGGCUGAUGACCUCUCCGAGGAUGGUGUACUCGUUGAGGACAAGAAGAAGGAUCACGGUCCGUCUGUCUAA